This is a messenger RNA of Ruditapes philippinarum (Manila clam), 1867 nucleotides long. RefSeq names its product GATOR1 complex protein DEPDC5-like. Gene Ontology annotation, molecular function: GTPase activator activity. Gene Ontology annotation, cellular component: GATOR1 complex; lysosomal membrane. Gene Ontology annotation, biological process: negative regulation of TORC1 signaling; positive regulation of autophagy; cellular response to amino acid starvation. Lineage: Eukaryota; Metazoa; Mollusca; Bivalvia; Venerida; Veneridae. The record is from RefSeq and is a predicted model, not a curated record.
AUUGUAUACAGAAGUUCCACUGCUGUUGUUCAGAUAUUUAUUCAGAUGAGUUCAGAAAUGUGGGAUUUUGACAUAAAUGGCGACUUAUACUUUGAGAAGGCAGUGAACGGAUUUUUAACAGAUUUAUAUGCUAAAUGGAAGGAACAGUGUUGUCUGCAUGAUGUAACUAUUGUAAUGUUUUCAAGAACAUUUUAUGAGGCCCACUCGAGAGAUGAGUUUCCACAGUACAUGCAGGAGUGUUUACAACAAGAUUACCUGGGGAGAUUUUAUGAGGACUUUUACAGAGUUGUGGUUCAGAAUGAGAGAUAUGAGGAAUGGACUGAAACAAUCAAACAGCUGAGGAAGAUAUUCAACGAGUAUUCUAAAUGGGUCCUUAAUUACCACACACUGCGAGGGUACAAAGUUCCCAAGGCAUUUAACUCUGCAGCUGCGCAAGGGAAUUUUCUUGAGACCCUUAACAUGUCUCUUAAUUUAUUUGAACGUUAUUACAUGGACCGGAACUUUGACCGAACUGGAAAGGUUGCAGUGGUAAUAACGCCUGGGGCGGGAGUAUUUGAGGUGGACCGGGAACUUACCAACAUAACAAAGCAGAGAACGAUAGACUGUGGUGUUGGAAGUGACCUUGUGUGCAUGGGAGAACAACCAUUACACGCUGCACCUUUAUUUAAGUUCCAUAGCAAGAAUCAUAAAAUAGCUUUUGAAGUUGGUGAUGAUUACAACAUUCCCCACUGGAUGAAUCACAGCUUUUAUACAUCGAAAAACCAGAUUCAGUUUUAUUCUAACAAGACGUUUGUUCCAAGGAUCAAAAUUCCCCCAGAAAUAUUUGAUAAGAAGAAGCAGAAAGAAGCUGUUGUAGAACAAGAACUGUCUUAUGGUUCGGAUGAUGAUAACUUCCCAUUUGUAGACUAUGAUGAAUAUGAUGCUCAGGUGUUUAAGUUACCAAGCAGAAAUAUUUCUAGUCUGAGGAAAGCUAGCAGCACAAAAGGUCCCAAGUCUGACAUCAGGAAACAAAAUCCACAGACUUUUCUAGAGGCUAAAUUAUUCCACAUCCCUCGUACACGUCACACCUCUGAUGAUGUUUCAUUGCUUCCGGUGCAGAAACCUGACCUGAAGCUCGGCACUUCACCGGAAAUGUCGAUACCUUCGGUGUCAAGUAGCGGAGAUGACCUCUCCUCUUCCUUAGGAUGUUACCCGAUAUUUCCGAAAAAACCUUUUGGUGCGUGUGACUCGGAUAAUGAUUUACACCUUGGUUUGAGACCUAUUGUUGGCAGUGCUGGUUCACCAGUGGGGCACAGAAACUUUCUUAACCAUUACACGCGACAUCGUGCCCUCAUAAACCCAUUUGCACCGUCAAGAAUGCAGUUUAAAAUGACAUCUAACAGGAGAAGAUGGAUUCAUGCUUUCCCAACUGACCCUCGUGGAGUGGCUGUACAGACACAUCAUGUCCAUACCUACAGUUAUAAUGACAACAAUGAUCAGGAAGAUGUUGACCUUUGUGAACUCACUCCUGAAGUCAUAGAGGCUGCAGAGUUAGCUGUCAGGGCAAGGAAAGAAUUAGGAAAUAGUAAAAGUAGCGAUAAACUUUCAGAGUCGAGCACGCUAGAUGACUUGACCAGUAUGUCAGGGGCUUCUCCGUUACGGAAAGUAGGGUUACAUGAUCAUGGUCGAAGCUUUCACAGGGACUUUAAAGGUCAAAAGUCAUUCAUGUGGGGUCCGACAGGUGAACAGGAAUGGUCACCAGAACUUACAACAGGACAAGAUUGGCGCCCUCUAGAUGAUGCAGAAAUCAAUCAAGCGGAAUCGCGCCUAAUAAAGCCGAUUCUGACAGCUGAUAUUGAAAAUACACAAAACUUUUGUGCCGGCAUAA